AGGAGGUAAUAGUGUCGAAGCGCAGGAGAAUCGCGAAGUACGUCCCUGAUACUUCGGCAAAGCAGGACAAGUACAAUAGGACGCUCCAGCCGUUACAUCAACCAAUGAGAGCGCAGCUCUAUGACUGGAAUAAAGUAUCCAGCACAUUAGUGUCGAGUUCACUCAAAGACACCGAGACUGGCAGCACCGCCACUAAGCUAUUUAUAUGAGGCCGUUGGUGUAGCAGUCGAGGCAACCGCUUGCACUUAAUGUCCGCACCACGCGAGACACACCUGAGCCGAUGCAGCACAAUGGCGUCCUGCCUGCAAUCAAUGUGGGUGCGCCGUCAGUCGCUUCACGCGGCGUGAGUCCCAACGUGGCCAAGCGUGCAGCCUGGUCCACUCCACGAGAGCGACUGGCGAAGCCGGAUACGAGGACGGAGCAGCGGAUCUCAGUGUCCGCUGCUACACCAGAUGGCGCUUUGGUAUCAAGACAGGAACAACCACGUUCACAGCCAACUUCAACGUCGUUGGAGGACGCACUCGAGGUGCUCCAGGAGGUACUGCUCGAGACCGAUGAUCAGAGUGACAGUUCAAGGAGACGAGAAACUGCGCUGGAGGAGAUCCAGCGUCUCCACGCUGCAGAAGAGCAAGAACUCGAGCGAGCGCGGCUUGCUGCUGACGAGCAGCUACAGACGACGCUGGAGCUGCUGCAGGCUGAACUCGCCCGAGAACGACGACUUCGAGGCACUGGAGAGAGCUCCAAACCGACGACAGCGCCCUCAACAGAGAGAAAGGCUCCAAACAAACGCCAAACCGCCCGACUGGCACCUCAUCUUCGCAACUCACCGUUCAAACCUCGCUCGAAGGAUUCUGCUGCAAUACAAGAGAGACGUGACGAGAGCAGCAGAGAAAGCGCUGUCUUCGAUCGAGACAUCAACGUGGAUAGUCUCCGCGCGUCGGUACAAGAGGCAAAACUGCACGAACUACGGGAAGAACGAGCUCAAUGCCAACAGGACUACGAGAUUAUGCGAGAACAAGUCAUCGAGGAGAAAGCGCGUCAAGUGACGCUAUUUCAAAGACUAGAAAUGGUGCGACGGUCACACGCGCGUCAACUGAGCGAAGCAGAAGCUGCUCUUCGUGCUUCGCAGACAGAUGUGGAGCGUCUCCACGCUCUACUAGCACAAGCUCGAGUUAGCACUACUCAUGAAGCGCGACGAACAGCAGCUCUAAUUCAAAGCUCAAAGACUGAACGGCAGCGACUUGUCUGCGCUCUAGCUGAGACUCGACACAAGUUUCGUGAGUGGAAAGAAGGUGAAGCUGCAACGCUGCGAGCUACUCGGGAGCAGGCUGUACAUGCGCUAAGAACUGAGUAUGAACUCAAACUAGCGCGUCAUCAGGAGGAGAAACAGAAAUUACGGGACAAAGUGAAGGAUCUGGAAGUGUCACUGCGCUUGUUACAGCGAGAUCGUCAGCUCUCUCCUGGAGAACUCAGUGAGCGGAAGGGAACUCUGCUGCACUAUUCAGUUGGCUUUGGUGACGUAGGGGCGGCCGAUUUCAUUGAGGCCCAGGGACGCAUACAGGAGCUAGAGGCACUACUACAGCUCAGUAAAGAGCGACAAGAACGACAAGAUGAACUCCUGCGUGUGUCUGAGACUACCCUAGCAAGACUUAAUCAAGAGCGAGAGUUGGACGCUCUUGAGGACCUCGCAUUGCCGUCGCCUGCUGUAGCUUUGGCUUUGACAGGUGAGAUGCAGGCUGAAGAGAGCGACAAACCCAGCGUUCCAGAAGUAUCGACACCGAUGCCUAAUACUCCUUCCACUCCGGAUGUGAUGUCUGUGAGAAAAUUGGAGCGCUUGGGAUCUAUGGUGGCAGUAUCUGCCCCACCUUCGACUCCAAAUGGCAGUCCAGGAAGGCGACAGAGCACGACUGGUGCAACGGAUAUCGAGAAGGAGGUUCUACGUCGUAAUAGCAUUGUUCUGAGUGCAGAGGUCAACCGGUAUCAGAAGAUUGUCGUGCAGUCCAUGGAAGAAGUUCGUGCAUUGAAAGAGUUUAGACGACAAACCCGUAGUGGCAGCGCGAACAAUUCCGCCAUUGUGUUGACUGCGCGAGAAGCGUAUUUGCUGGAGGAACUAGUUGCAUUACAGCGUGAGAUUGGCAAAAUGAAGACAAAGCUGAGGAAAAAGCGCAAGAAAGAGAAGUCGAACACCAAAGGUCUCGUGGAUGGAGGUAUCCUUGGGCAAACUGAAGCUUCUGGUGAUGGUUCUAGUAGCUCUAGCGACAGUGACGACAGUAGUGAUAGCAGCGGUGAGAGUGAUAUCGACCGUAAUAAUGAAGACGACAGUACCUUGGAGUCCACUCCACUAGUAAGCCAGUCGCGAAUGUCCUUAAUCAAGGAGAACGGGCUUGAGGAAGAUACUGCCGUCAAGAUGAUCCAGACUUGUUCCAAAGGAUUUCUAGCGCGACGAGAGUUCAUUCGUAAGAAGCUUGCAAUUGGGAAGAUCAAAGCUCGAUAUCGUGGUUAUCUGGUGCGUAAGAACUACGAGGCUCUAGGCAGCAGUUUGAUCACCACGGAUCGUAAACUUCUCCCAUCUGGACUAGCGCCAGAGAGUGCACCCGAUUACUUGCUGGUAACUGAGGCCAUGCAGUACAAGAUGCAGAUUGUGGAGCCGCAUCACAAAGUAUCCUGCGCGUAUGAGGGUGGCAAGAGUACUAACGAAAUGGUGGACAUUGUGCUUCGUGUGUCGAAAGACCCGCCUAUUCUUCAGCUUCAGGUCGCACCUAGUACCUCUGUAGACCGAGAGGCUGCUGUACCUCGUGUUGCCUAUUUCCACUUGUUCGAGACUAUCGCACUACUCCCGUACGAGGACGAAGAGGUCGUUCUGGAGACCUCAAACGAGAAAGAAAUCGCUCGUAUCUUUGCUUCGCGGUUGGUUGUACAGUGCAAAGGAUCAGACAGCGACUACCAUUUCUUCAUUACGCGUACAAGCAAACAGGAGCAAGAGAGUGCUGCGAAUACUAAAGAAGACUUGAUACUCGGCCGAAGACCCCGCACGCUUCUCACUGAACUUCCCGUUCAAGUGAUGGAGUUAAGAAACACUUCUGCGUCAAGUGACACCUUUGACAACGUUUUCGACGAAGCAGCACCAGUGUUUGGGCACGAAGUUGACUUGGAUUUGCUGAUUCGAGAAGCUCGUACGGAUCCGCUGAACAACGGUAAUGGACGAGCGAGUGGAGAAGUAGAAGUGUCAGAAGACUCUACAGCAAGAAUUCAACGGCUUGUAAGAAGACUAUCGAGCAGUUCGUACAAUAAUGAGGAGCAGCAGCACAGAUCUCGAUCUGUAUAAUAGUAAGCAGUCACAACGAAGC
Molecule: messenger RNA, 3347 nt
Organism: Phytophthora nicotianae INRA-310
Lineage: Eukaryota; Oomycota; Peronosporomycetes; Peronosporales; Peronosporaceae
Exons: 1
Coding region: 281-3325 (1014 amino acids)
Molecular function (GO): protein binding
Source: RefSeq, a predicted model, not a curated record